Molecule: messenger RNA, 387 nt
Organism: Letharia columbiana
Lineage: Eukaryota; Fungi; Ascomycota; Lecanoromycetes; Lecanorales; Parmeliaceae
Exons: 1
Coding region: 1-387 (128 amino acids)
Source: RefSeq, a predicted model, not a curated record
AUGGGAGCCUCCAUGCAGAGCAUGGACUCAAAUCCACGUGGAGGUCGCGCAGGAGGCCAAAGCAUGUCCUACCUUGACAAACCUGACCUUGCGACGCUCAGACAGAGUCACGUCGAGACUAAGGAGAGUCUGCGACGUUUGAGUAAGAAUGGAACUGGCAAACAGCGCAGAAACCUCGAACAGGGUUUGGUCAUGAUCGAAGAGGAUAUUGCCAGAAUCGAGUACCAGCAUCGCGAAAGCAACAAGAUGGCUCGGGGAAUAGGAGCGCAAACGCGUCGCCGGGGCCAAGAAGAUUAUUCUGACGAAGAGUCUGACUUUCAGCCACGCGGAUCUCGUCGUGGCUAUCGUGAGUCCGCGGCAGGACGUCGUGGCAAUUCUGGCCGCUGA